Messenger RNA from Meira miltonrushii, 965 nucleotides. RefSeq lists its product as uncharacterized. The transcript has a single exon. Lineage: Eukaryota; Fungi; Basidiomycota; Exobasidiomycetes; Exobasidiales; Brachybasidiaceae. Bases 1 to 786 code for a protein of 261 amino acids. The record is from RefSeq and is a predicted model, not a curated record.
AUGUCAUCUGCAACACUUCAACAAAGAUCGCAGGGGAAACAAAGAGCGGAGGAUGACCCAUUAGCAAAGUUAGACGAAGAUGAAUCAGCCGAACCACUUGAUGAACAAGAGCAAGAACAAGUGAUCCAAUCACUCAGGGAAGCCAAUGAAAAGUCAAAUUAUACUUUUCGAGCUUUGAUGCUUGUGAUGUUGGGAUUAGUGGGUGUAUUGUACCUUACGCCUAUUCCCGAUUAUAUUACUGGAGAUCAUCCCGAGAGUCAUUUGACUAUGCUUUUCCAUCCUUACCAUAUUCAUGAAGCAUCUCAUGAUGAUUUGAUCCGAUUCCCAGCAUUCCCAAUCUACCUUGUCUUGCUCUUCUUACAAGGUGGAUUGCUGUUCGGUGGUCUUUACGAAACUAUGGAUCGUAUGGGCAUGAUUCGUUCAAAAGGUCUUGCAUUCCCACAACAGCCCCAUCAGUUUGGCACAGCACCUUCGAUCUUGGCACCCGUCUUGGCCGAUAUUCGUUGGCAUCCUACACAUUCUGGCAUUCGGGCUGAUAAAGAUGAUAGACCACCACCGGUCUGGACAACAAUGUCUCCUCGUUUGCUUUACUUGUGUUUACUCACAAUCGCAAGUACGCCUUUACCACUUAUGACGUUUGGCGCGGGAAACUUUGUCAAUGCUGGUUGGUGGGCUAUCACGACGAUUGCACUGACCGUUCUUUGCAUUUGUGAAGGAUUGAUUGACAAAUUUGAAAGGGAAUCAAUCGGUCUCAAUGGUAUGAAGUAUGCAUACAAAGGGGCAUGAGUUUUGUACAGCUCAUAGCCUCACCCACCUUCUUUCUCCUCCUCUUCCUCUUCCUCAUCAUCAUCAUACAUGUACGAUAUAGCAUGCCCCACAUAUCACAGCCCCUCUAAUGUUCAUAAUUUAAGACGUCUUUUUUACCGUUAAGACCAGUAUGUUAUCGCCAAGACAGCAUCGCAUUG